Molecule: messenger RNA, 2538 nt
Organism: Iphiclides podalirius (scarce swallowtail)
Lineage: Eukaryota; Metazoa; Arthropoda; Insecta; Lepidoptera; Papilionidae
Source: the annotation of a GenBank genome assembly
AUGAAAAAAAGGCUUCGAGGGAAGAACGUUUUCAGCUAUAAGGAGGGGCCGUGGCGCGUAACGCCCGCCACUGCCAGUCCCGCAAUGGCGGUGUGGUGCGGCGCGCGCAUACUGCCGCUAGAGAGACGCGUCUACUCCAUAACGCUAGUGAUAGAUCCAAACACAGCGUUUUUGCGCGCCGCGCGAGCGGGACAGCUGGAUACAGUCGUCGAUUUGCUGGACUCCGGAGCCGUGAAGGACAUCAAUACCUGCAACUCGAACGGCCUCAACGCACUACAUCUCGCAGCGAAAGAUGGUCACAUAUCCGUGGUGGAGGAACUCUUAAAAAGAGGCGCAACCGUCGACGCCGCUACUAAAAAAGGCAACACAGCCCUCCACAUAGCAUGCCUGGCGGGCCAGGAGGAUGUGGCUCGAGCGCUCCUCGGUGCUGGGGCGAAGGCCGACGCCCAAUCGGCGGCUGGCUUCACGCCUCUCUACAUGGCCGCCCAGGAAAACCACGCGGGAUGCGUCAAGAUGCUCCUCGCUGCCGGGGCCAGUCAGACCCUCGCGACAGAGGACGGUUUCACGCCGCUGGCGGUGGCUAUGCAGCAGGGACAUGACCGAGUGGUCGCCGAACUCCUAGAGUCGGACACGCGGGGCAAAGUGCGGCUACCCGCCUUGCACAUAGCCGCCAAGAAGAACGACGUGAAGGCCGCUAUGCUUCUACUCGAGAACGAGCACAACCCAGACGCGUGCUCCAAAUCGGGCUUCACGCCGCUCCACAUCGCCGCCCACUACGGCAACGUGGGCGUGGCGAAGGCGCUGCUGGCCAGCGGCGCUGACCCCGGGCGCGCGGCUAAACACAACAUAACCCCGCUGCACGUCGCCAGCAAGUGGGGUCAGCUGGCGAUGGUCGACCUGCUCGUAGAGAACGGUGCAAACAUAGCGGCUGUGACCAGGGACGGGCUGACUCCUCUGCACUGCGCCGCCCGCUCGGGCCACAGCAACGUAGUGUCGCGUCUAUUGCAACAUGGCGCGCCCAUCACCAGUAAAACUAAGAACGGUCUCACUCCUCUCCACAUGUCCGUGCAAGGCGAACACGUGGAGACGGCCAAAGUCCUCCUUACAGAGGGCGCCCCCAUCGAUGACGUCACAGUCGAUUACUUGACGGCGCUGCACGUCGCCGCACACUGCGGCCAUGUCAAAGUAGCCAAGCUACUGUUGGACAGGAACGCAGACGCGAACGCGCGCGCUCUCAACGGAUUCACACCCCUGCAUAUUGCGUGCAAGAAGAACAGGCUCAAAGUCGUCGAAUUGCUGCUGAAAUACGGCGCAAGCAAAUCGGCGACCACCGAGUCGGGGCUGACGCCGCUGCACGUGGCCGCCUUCAUGGGCUGCAUGAACAUCGCCCUGGUGCUGGUGGGCGCGGGCGCGGAUGCGGACGCGGCCACAGCGAGGGGCGAGACGCCGCUGCACCUCGCCGCCAGGGCGCACCAGACCGACCUCGUGCGCGUGCUGCUGCGGAACAACGCCAAGGUCGAAGCGAGGGCCCGCGAGGAGCAGACGCCGCUGCACGUGGCGGCCCGCCUGGGGCACGCGGACAUCGCCGCGUUGCUGCUGCAACACGGCGCAGAUGUCGCCGCCGCCACCAAGGACCUGUACACGCCCCUGCACAUCGCCGCCAAGGAAGGCAAGGAAGAAGUGGCGUCCAUACUGCUGGACAACAGCGCGCCGAUCGAAGCCGAGACACGCAAGGGGUUCACGCCGCUGCACUUGGCCGCUAAGUACGGCGACAUGGGUGUUGCCAGACUGCUCUUGGCGCGGGGGGCCCAGCCCGACGCGCCGGGCAAGAGUCACAUCACUCCGUUACAUAUGGCAACGUACUACGGCCAUCCGGAUAUCGCGCUACUCCUACUCGACAAAGGAGCGUCACCCCACUCGCUGGCGAAGAACGGCCACUCCGCCUUACACAUCGCUUGCCGACACAACCAUCCCGAUAUCGCAUUUGCUCUUCUCGAACAUGAUGCAGACCCUGGUGUUAAAUCAAAGGCGGGCUUCACUCCACUGCAUAUGGCGGCUCAAGAAGGUCACGAAGAUUGUGUAGAGAUGCUGAUAGAGCGCGGCGCCGAUGUUAACGUACCAGCCAAUAAUGGGCUGACGGCGGUGCACCUGGCGGCCACGGAGGGGCGCACGGCGGUGCUGCGCUCGCUGCUCGCCGCGGGCGGCCGCUGCGGCGCGCGCACCCGCGACGGCUACACGCCGCUGCACGCGGCCGCGCACCACGCGCACCUGGCGGCCGCGCGCGCGCUGCUCGACGCCGGCGCAGACGUGGCCGCGCGCGCCGCGCACGGAUUCACUCCGCUGCACCAAGCGGCUCAACAGGGGCAUACCUUGAUCAUUCAGUUGCUGCUGAAGAACAACGCGGAUCCCAACGCAUUAUCUGCUAAUGGACAGACCGCGUGCGCGAUUGCCGACAGGCUCGGCUAUAUCAGCGCAGUGGAGGCGCUCCGCCCUGUCACCGAGAACACACUGAGCCAGGCUGUUGGCGACGCUGGUGAG